AUCCUCACCCCGCCCCCCCGCCGCCCGGCUCCAGGCUCGCCGGCGGGGCUCCACUAUGCCAGACAGUUUCGACACUUUGCAAAGACAAAGACCAGAGCGAGGCGGACGAGGAGCUCGGGAGGAGGCGAGCGCGCGGAGCGGCCACUCUGCGGGGCCGGGGCGAGAGCUCGGGACACCCCCUGGAGUCUCCGCCGCAGCCCCUGAUCCGCCGAGCCCGAAACUCCAGCGAGUCUCCAGCCGCGCUGGUGCCAUUUUCAGACUGCGCCUUUCUGGACUGGAAAAGCCAGUGGAAGCAACUAGCAUCUCCAGGGGCUGUGGCCGACUCUGAGCUGGACACCAGAUGGACGUGCCUCUGGCCUCUGGAGAUAAAGAAACUGCGACUCAGAGAGGUUGAGGAACUCCCUUGAGGUCACACAGCUGAUGACAGAUGAGCCUCUGUGCCUUCCUGCAGCCCGCCGCUUGACCACCGCACCUCUGUAUACAGUGGGAUCAGGAAAAGUCCGAACGAAGGAUCAUCUCCCACACUCCUUCCUGGAAGACGCUGGAAAGCCCGCUUUGCUUUGCCCUGCACCACGACCUGUCCUCCGAGGUCCUCACCCCGGAGGCACCCUGACCACCACAAAGAUUAAUCAGCCCGCGGGCCCCGUGGAUGGGAAAGGAAGUCACUGUUAAGUUUGAUUAAAGCCUCACCAAGACACAUUUUCUGCUGUUCAAAGGCUGCUGACAGAGAACGCUCUUUCAUUUCCCAAAACCAGACAAGUAUGCAAAAAGAUCCCACCCGCCCUGAGUGGGCCGCAUAACCUCUGACUGUCACCUGGUGAUGUCCAGCAGGUGGGCCGUGGCCCCGCGGAAGUGAGGCCCCCUGGAGCAGAGCGGCCUCAGUCUCCGGGAGCCCCCACCUCGCCUCGUGACCCAAGCCUCAUUUCUGGAUGUUUCCUCCCGAGUUCUCCCUGUGAGGACGGGGCCCCCCAGCCCGGCCCCCCAGGUCCCCGCCAGGUGAGCAGAAGUGGCAACCAUGAGGAGAAGCGUCCUCAAAAUCCUCACCCUGCUGGUCUUCCUGGUCUUCGUCACCUCCUUCUUCCUGAACUUCUCCCACACCGUGGCGACCACCACCUGGUUCCCGAAGCAGAUGGUCAUGGAGCUCUCCAGGAACUUCAAGAAGCUCAUGAAGUAUCCACACCAGCCGUGCAGCUGCGUCCGCUGCGUCGGGCAGAGGAAGGUCUCCCCCUGGUUCGACGAGAGGUUCAACGAGUCCAUGCAGCCGCUGCUGACGGAGCAGAACGCCUUCUUGGAGGAAGACACCUCCAGGUGGUGGCUGAGGCUCCAGGGGGAGAAGCGUCCCAGCAACCUGAACGACACCUUCAAGGAGCUGUUCCAGGUGGUCCCGGGGAACGUGGACCCCCUGCUGGAGAAGAGGUCGGUGGGCUGCCGGCGCUGUGCCGUGGUGGGCAACUCGGGCAACCUGCAGAACUCCUGGUACGGCUCCCACAUAGACCAGCACGACUUCGNNNACAGGAUGAACAAGGCCCCCACGGUGGGGUUUGAGAGAGAUGUCGGGAGCAAGACCACCCACCACUUCGUGUACCCCGAGAGCUUCCGGGAGCUGGGGGAGAACGUCAGCAUGGUUCUGGUGCCCUUCAAGACCACGGACCUGGAGUGGGUGGUCAGCGCCACCACCACAGGCAGCAUCUCCUACACCUAUGUUCCUGUCCCCAAGAAGAUCAAAGUGAAAAAGAAUAAGAUCCUGAUAUACCACCCGGCCUUCAUCAAGUACGUCUUCGACAGCUGGCUGCAGGGCCAUGGCCGGUACCCGUCCACGGGCCUCCUGUCCAUCGUCUUCUCGCUGCACAUCUGUGACGAGGUGGACUUGUAUGGCUUCGGGGCCGACAGCAAAGGGAAUUGGCACCACUACUGGGAGUACAACCCUUCAGCUGGGGCUUUUCGAAAAACCGGGGUGCACGACGGAGACUUUGAGCACAACGUGACGGCCACCUUGGCCUCCAUCCACAAAAUCCGCAUAUUCAAGGGCAGAUGAUGCCACGAGUCUCCGGGACUGGUACCCCAGAGCACGCCUCUUCACCACCAGCCUCAGCUGCUCGCUGGAAGCCUCGUUCUGGGAGCUUCGGGGGUCCGUCUCGGGGUGUGUCCGGGGGCCCCCACGGCCUCUUGUGUCCCAACGUUAGGCUGUGUCCAUCCAGCCAGGCCCAGGGGCCUGCCAGGGCCUGCGGGGCCAGUCUCAGAGCUGGUCUGGGUGGGGAGGUCGCUCCGCUGCGGCCCCAGGACUGGGGGAAGGUGGGGAGACGCAGCGGCCUGGUCUUCAAACAGCGCUUCACUUCGGCCUCGGGCACUUAGUCGGGCAGGUGCUGAAGACCCGGAGCGCCAGGGGAAGGCCGGUCUCCAGGGAAGACCGGGCGUCUCCCCUGCUGCGGAGGGCCGACUCAGACCGGGCCCUCGGAACCUUUCUGAGCGAGGGUCCUCCAGGACAGAGUCACGUGGGCAAUGGGCACGAGGCACCUUGGGUCUCCGCAGGACACCCGACCUCCCUCCCACGCGCUGCAGGAACCCCGUCUCCCCUUCUUCCCCACUUUGCCUGUGGUAACCAGGAGCAUCUCCCCACCCAGAGGUCGGCACAGACACCGGCCGAGGGCCUCCGAAACCGUGGCCUGUUCUUCCCCAGCGGGCCCUGAACCGUCGCUCCCGGGCAUGAUAACCCCAGAAAGCAGCCGGACGACGCUGUGUGCCCUGAGCUCGGGGAGCAGAGAGGCCUCAGUCCCCACUCGGAAGGGGCCUGCCCUGCCCCGCGGCCGGGCUCCUCAGCCUACUCUCAGCCGGACACAGCCUGACUGACGCUCCGCACCACCCAGGACACCACCGGGAGCGUCCGCCCCAACUUCACAGGCGGUGGGGUCCGAGGCCCCGGCCUGCCAGCCACACAGCGGUGCCAACCCCCCUCCCCCCCAC
Molecule: messenger RNA, 2961 nt
Organism: Condylura cristata (star-nosed mole)
Lineage: Eukaryota; Metazoa; Chordata; Mammalia; Eulipotyphla; Talpidae
Gene: ST3GAL1
Product: ST3 beta-galactoside alpha-2,3-sialyltransferase 1
Exons: 9
Coding region: 1016-2035 (339 amino acids)
Molecular function (GO): beta-galactoside (CMP) alpha-2,3-sialyltransferase activity
Source: RefSeq, a predicted model, not a curated record